Molecule: messenger RNA, 2341 nt
Organism: Rhineura floridana
Lineage: Eukaryota; Metazoa; Chordata; Lepidosauria; Squamata; Rhineuridae
Gene: CBLN1
Product: cerebellin 1 precursor
Exons: 3
Coding region: 230-802 (190 amino acids)
Cellular component (GO): synaptic cleft; glutamatergic synapse
Molecular function (GO): protein binding
Source: RefSeq, a predicted model, not a curated record
CCAGACGGCCAGCAGCGGGCUACGCCGGCUCGGGAAGACUCGAGAGCCAAGGAGAAGCCGGAGCCGGGAAAGAAGACGGAGGAGGCGGCGGUGGCAGAGGAGGACCCAGGCUAGGAAGCCUCUCGCCCGCCCGUCCCUUCGGGGAAGCUGGAUCCGCUGGCCUCCUAGAAGCUUCCCAGCUGGGGGGAGGAGGGCGAGAGGAAGGCAAACCCGCCUCGGACGCGGCGCGAUGCUGGUGCUGGAGCUUCUGGGCUUGGUUUGGCUGGCCGGGGUGGUGCUGGGGCAGAACGAGACGGAGCCCAUCAUCCUGGAAGGCAAGUGUCUGGUGGUGUGCGACUCCAACCCCGCCUCGGACCCGACGGGCACGGCGCUCGGCAUCUCCGUGCGCUCGGGCAGCGCCAAGGUGGCGUUCUCCGCCAUCCGCAGCACCAACCACGAGCCCUCGGAGAUGAGCAACCGGACCAUGAUCAUUUACUUCGACCAGGUACUAGUGAAUAUCGGGCUGAACUUUGACUCGGAGAGGAGCACUUUCAUCGCGCCCCGAAAGGGGAUCUACAGCUUCAAUUUUCAUGUGGUGAAGGUGUACAACAGGCAAACCAUUCAGGUGAGCCUGAUGCUGAAUGGGUGGCCGGUGAUUUCCGCCUUUGCUGGGGACCAAGAUGUCACCCGAGAAGCUGCCAGCAACGGGGUCCUGAUUCAGAUGGAGAAAGGAGACAGAGCUUAUUUAAAACUGGAGAGAGGAAAUUUAAUGGGGGGUUGGAAAUAUUCCACCUUCUCUGGAUUUCUAGUAUUUCCUCUUUAAACAACUUACCGACUGAAGCAGGAAGGGAGAAAGGAGCAAGUCUCAAGUAUUGCUUACCAAUCCCUGAAUUUGUAGCUGCAUAGAAGAGGGAGAUUUGGACAGCCAGCCUCUGGAUACUAUCAACAUAUUACAGAAGUUAAGCCCUUAACUUAGGUUUGUGUAUGUUGCUCUGAAGAUCUCUGUAAUGGUGCAGCCGAAUGACAGAAGAUGCUUGAAUCCAUCAUCCUUCAAUAAUUAUUUCUCUUUUUUCCAUUUUGCAAACCAGAUUAUGUUACAUCUCAGUGUAACUGCUAUUAUUAACCACUGUCUCUCUCUCUACCCCCCACCCACCUCCCAAAUCCCCGUAUGCUUUCUACUUCACACAUCCUUUUGUCAACCAAUUUGGGUUAGCUUUUAACAUCAUAUAUCUAUAUUUUAUGCCUUCCCUGAGUUUUAAAAAAACCAACAAUAGUAUUUUUGAAUACAUGGGUGACAUGGUGAGAGGAAGUGCAAUGCCAACACUGCAGUAUGCUAGUAAGCAAAUCAGGGGAGGGGAGGAAUAUCAACCUGAACUAUUCUAACCAAACCUUGAUUUUCACUAUUUCUAUGUAAUUCUGAGUGACUGUGGAAUUUUCAGGCUGCUUGAUGUUUUGAUGCUUGUUUUUUGCUCUUGUAAAUUCGUGCCCCAACGACAUGCUGGAAAGUAUAUUGAACUUUUACUAAUUAAUCUGUAUGAUAAAAAAAUAUAGUGAAUAUUGACAAAUUUUAAUUUUGGCUUUAGUUUUAAUAACGUUUAAAUGGGAUUUUGUUUUAUUUUUUCUUAGAUGAGAAACAACGCAGCUAGCUAGAUCUUGGUGUAGUUAACGCAAUCGUAACCAGAUCUAGAAGGAGGGAAGCAAAACAAAAAUAAACCAACAAAAAUGAAAGGGGUGGGCAGUGGUGGUGGAAAUAUGCACUUGCAACCAUUUGCUGCAAGUUCCAUUUAUGUGUUCUGUUUCCAAAUAUGAAAUAGAAGCUAAAAACAUAGCCUUCAAAAACGAUGAGUGCAAACAUUCCCUUUUAACACUGACCAAGUCGUGUCUUUUUUUUCCCUUGCAUCUUUCUCAUAGUUUUAUGUGCCAUUUUGAAAAAUGGGGGUUGAUGUGUCCAUUUCUGCAACUCCUCUUUCAAUUUAAUAUGAUUGCUGUAUUGGAAUAAGUCCCUCAAGGGGGGGGGGAGAGAGAGAGGAGAACCCACAUCAUGAGCAGUCAAGAGACAAAUGCCCACAAAAUUCUCCACUAUAUUCUUUUUUCCAUUGUAUGUAUUAAGUUCACUCAAUCAAAUCACAUUUUUAAAGCUCUGAUUCAAAUGACAAGAGAAAAGAAACCUUUAUCAAGGUAUACCUAAAACGCUAGUAUUAUUAUUUGCUAGUAAUAUUUUGUUUACAGUCUUUCAAAAAUGUAAAUGCUAUAAUUUUGCAGCACUCUAAAGAGAACUACUACUUUUAUUAUCAAAGUACAGUAAAAUACUUUUGAUUGUAAUCAAAAUAUAAUGUGAAAUAAAACCAGUGGAAUAAACAAA